CUCAAUUCUCUGAAGAAACCCUAAGGACUACCAUCUAAUGUGUUAAACGGAACCAAAAACUGAGUGUGAUUUUGGGCUGCCAAUUUCAAAUGUCUGCAGGUCGGGCAUGAGCAGUGAACUUGUUCUCCUUUCUCCGUUGAGAUCAAAGUCAGGUUCCGUGCUAGAGUGCUGUCAUGGGAGCAGAACAGCCAAAAGACUCAUUAAAAGAGAUGGAUUGGAAAAGUCUGGGUGGAGAAAGUAGGGAGCCUGGUCUUGAACCAGCUGUGAAGAAACGGCUUCCAAAAAAGAUUCGACAAGUUCCUGAUUAUUAUUUUCUCCCACGGAGAUCCUUACCAUAUUCCAUAGCCUUUUAUGGGUCAUUUAUUGCUGCCGGAGUGGGUGCAGGGAUGCUACUCGAAGUAUGGAUCAACAAGAAGGUCAAAGAGGAUGGAGGAGUCAUUUGGGAGUUUGACAAAUGAAUACUAGAUAAUGUUUGCAGAUCUUUCAUUUUGUUUUCCAAUGCACUUUCACGUCGAGUAGUUCACAUUGACCUGGACAGUUCAAAAGUUUGUAUACACGAUAAUACAGUAUUCCAUUUCUGUAUCUUUACAUUUGAGGAGAAGAGUGCAACACUCACUAAAUGUUGGAUUUCCAAAAUCCUACCGAAGUACUAUUUAGCCCCUGAUGAAUGGAAUAUGAGUAAAAAGAUUGUGUAUCUGGAAUGUAAGUAGAAAUGCUACAACUAAAACAUGCUGUAAUUGUUAGAAAGUUAUGAUUUUUGCCCUA
Molecule: messenger RNA, 765 nt
Organism: Solanum dulcamara
Lineage: Eukaryota; Viridiplantae; Streptophyta; Magnoliopsida; Solanales; Solanaceae
Exons: 3
Coding region: 174-458 (94 amino acids)
Source: RefSeq, a predicted model, not a curated record